This is a messenger RNA of Nerophis lumbriciformis (worm pipefish), 1341 nucleotides long. NCBI's taxonomy places the organism in Eukaryota, Metazoa, Chordata, Actinopteri, Syngnathiformes, Syngnathidae. The record is from RefSeq and is a predicted model, not a curated record.
UUUCAGAUGGAGCAGAGCAAAAAGUAUGGGAAAAUCUUCAAAUCCCGUUUUGGGCCUCAACUGGUGGUCUCCAUUGCUUGUCGCGAUCUGGUGGCGGAGGUGCUGAGGGCAGAAGGUGUGGCUCCACAGAGAGCCAACAUGGAGUCAUGGAAAGAGUACAGAGACAUGAGAGGACGUUCAACAGGCCUCAUCUCUGCGGAGGGAGAGGAUUGGCUGAAAAUGCGAAGUGUUCUAAGGCAGCUCAUCAUGCGCCCCCGCGAUGUAGCAGUCUUCUCCGAUGAUAUUAACAAGGUGGUAGACGACCUGAUAAAGAGAGUUUGCAUUGUACGCAGCCAGGGGGUGGACGGAGCAACUGUGGUUAAUGUGAAUGACCUCUUUUUCAAAUAUGCCAUGGAAGGUAUAGCAGCCAUUUUGUAUGAGAAUCGUUUAGGUUGUCUGGAAAAUGAGAUUCCCCAGGAAACACAAAACUACAUCAGUGCACUGCACCUCAUGUUCAGUUCCUUCAAGACCACCAUGUACGCUGGGGCCAUCCCCAAGUGGCUGAGGCCUAUCAUCCCUAAACCUUGGGAGGAGUUCUGCUUCUCCUGGGAUGGCCUCUUCAAAUUCAGCGUUAUUCACAUUGAUAAGAGGCUCAGUGAGAUCAAGGCCCAGCUUGAGCAGGGAGAGGAGGUGAAGGGGGGACUGCUCACACACAUGCUCGUCACCAAGGAGAUGAGUAUGGAGGAAAUCUACGCCAAUGCAACAGAGAUGUUACUUGCUGGGGUCGACACGACAUCCUUCACCCUGUCUUGGGCCAGCUACCUGUUAGCACGGCACCCUCAAAUCCAAGAGCAAAUCUAUACAGAGGUGGUAAGGACUUUGGGACCCCGAACUGUUGCCGUGGCCGAAGACAUACCUCGCCUGCCUCUAAUCAGAGGGCUGGUCAAAGAGACUCUCAGGCUUUUUCCAGUUCUCCCAGGCAAUGGACGGAUUACCCAGGAUGACUUGGUGGUGGGCGGAUAUUACAUCCCCAAAGGGACUCAGUUGGCUCUGUGCCACUAUUCCACUUCUUUGGACGAGGAUAACUUUCCUGAUGCUUUAGACUUCAGACCAGAUCGCUGGAUAAGGAAAGAUUCCUCAAGCCGUGUCGACAACUUUGGCUCCAUUCCCUUUGGCUACGGUAUCAGGAGCUGCAUUGGCAAGAGAAUAGCUGAGUUAGAAAUGCAUCUAGUUCUGACAAGGCUCAUCCAAAAGUUUCACAUUGGCACGUCUCCUCUCACUGCUGAUGUGAAGGCCAAAACCCAUGGUCUUCUCUGUCCUGCAAACCCUAUUCACCUGCAGUUCAUUGACAGAGACAAUUAG